AUGAAUUCUAUAGUCAAUUAUUUUAAAAAAAAUCCCCAGUUCGCUAAAAUUGAAAAGCAAAAAUUAAUUAUUGUGAAAUUUAUAGAUAUUUCAUGAUAUAAUUCAUGCAUAAUUUUUUUUGUAUUCAUAAGUGAAAAAAUUUUUAAAAAUGUCAAAAAAAUUGUGACAUGUCAUAGAAUCAAUUUUAUAUGUAAUGGCAUGUCAAACUUUUUUGGCAUUUUAAAAUUAAUUUACCAUAGAAAGCAAAAUGAAAUUUCACCAAUUCAUUAUACUAAUUAUUCAAUUGGAUAUCAAAAAUAUUUUUCAUAA
This is a messenger RNA of Blepharisma stoltei, 309 nucleotides long. Lineage: Eukaryota; Ciliophora; Heterotrichea; Heterotrichida; Blepharismidae. The record is from the annotation of a GenBank genome assembly.